Penicillium salamii is the source of this 1647-nucleotide messenger RNA. The record is from the annotation of a GenBank genome assembly. NCBI's taxonomy places the organism in Eukaryota, Fungi, Ascomycota, Eurotiomycetes, Eurotiales, Aspergillaceae.
AUGUCAGUCGACUGGAGCAAGAGAGGUGCUGACAAACGCAUUCGUCUGUUUCAUUCGAUUCCAGAGGAGUGGAAGCUACGGAAGUACUACGGAAGAGAGUCCAAUGUCCUAAACAUCCCCACUGAAUGUGGGAAGUUGUCCGCAGAGGAGCUCAGCAUAACCAACUCCACCGCGUCAGAUCUCGUCGAGAAGCUAUCUCGAGGAGAACUCAAAGCCGUGGAUGUCACAGUAGCAUUCUGCAAGAGAACUACUGUGGCCCAUCAACUGAUCAGAUGUUUUCAUGCAUUCUUCCCCGAGAAGGCGAUUGCCCAGGCCAAAGAGCUGGACGAGUACUUUGAGAUCCAUAAGAAGCCGAUUGGGCCGCUACAUGGAUUACCUAUCUCUAUUAAUGACCAGUUUCGCAUUGAAGGCCAGGAGGCUUCGAUGGGCCGUGUUGCCUGGCUUGGAAAAUAUGACACUACAGAGUCGACGCUAGUCACGCUCCUCAGAAAGGCUGGUGCUGUGUUGUACACGAAGACUUCAGUCUGUCAGACUUUGUUGUCCGGUGAGACCUGCAAUAACAUCAUAGCAAGAACCUCGAACCCGCGAAACAAUGCCUGGUCAGCCGGGGGAAGUUCUGGGGGUGAAGGUGCUUUGAUCGCACUCCGAGGUUCAGUACUUGGGGUGGGAACAGACAUAGGAGGUUCGGUCCGUGUCCCUGCGGCAUUCAACUUUCUAUAUGCCAUCAAACCAAGUCAGGGUCGAACACCACAUUCCAAGAUGGCAAAUAGCAUAGGAGUCCAGGAGACGGCGCACAGUAUAAUUGGCCCGAUAGCGCAUACAGCAGCAGACCUGCGAUUAUUUCUGAAGGCUGUCCUUUCCCAGGAGCCAUGGAAUUAUGAUCCCAAAGUGAUCCCUCUGCCGUGGAGAUCUAGUGAGGAAGAUAUCGCUAGGUCCAAAGUGGCCGGAAGAUUGACACUGGGAUACUUCCACAGUGACGGUGUUGUCAAUCCUCACCCACCAAUUCUGCGCGGCAUCGAUGAAGCAGUGGCAAAACUGAGAGAGAAUGGUCACACUCUCAUCCCUUGGAGACCUUAUAAGCAUUGCUACGCCCAGAGGCUCGUGAGAAUCAUAUACACCGCUGAUGGAAAUACCGGGAUACUCAAUAGUCUCAAAGCUUCCGGCGAGCCAGUUCUCCCAUACAACAAGCGAUUAUUGAGAUCUACCAAGGGUCAUCUGAACGCAAACCAGCUUGGGGAAGUACAGCUAAAACAAUGGGAAUAUCAGCGCAAGUACUUGGAAAGAUGGCGGAGGUUUGAGGAGGAAAAUGGCACCGAGCUAGAUGCCAUUAUUGCCCCCGUUGCAGCCACUGCAGCUAUUCGUCACGGUAAAUUCAGGUACUAUGGAUAUUCCUCCGUGAUCAGCCUGCUGGACUUUACGAGCGCGGUGGUUCCUGUCACCUUUGCUCAGAAGAGCGUGGAUCUGAAACCAUCUAACUAUACCCCUCUCAACAAGCUGGAUGCCGCUGUGCAGGCUGAGUAUGAUCCCGAAGUAUACGAUGGUGCGCCGGUUGGCUUGCAGGUCAUUGGACGCAGGCUCAGUGAGGAGCGGAUUUUGGUCAUCGCAGAAGAAAUAGGUAGACUUUUGGGAAAUUCUCAGACUCCAUAG